GUUUCAGGUUAAGAACGGACCUCCAGAACAAAUUAAGUACGUAACCAGAGGGACCACUGUACCCCUUUUGGGGACAAGGUGGUGGAGAAAGUAAUGGCUGAGCAGUUGCAGAAGUUCCUGGGGGAUACAGAUUAUUUAGACCCACCUCAAUCUGGUUUCAGGCGCAAUUUUGGGACUGAAUCAACCUUGAUUGCUACUGGGUACCAGUUGCUGAAAACCACAGGUGAGCAGAGUGCUAUUGCACUCAUUUCUGGCUUGCAGGCAUCUGGCUGGCCACUGCGAGAACAGGAUGCUAGAUUAGAUGGGCCAUUAGCUGAUUCAGCAGGCUCUUAGGUUUUUAUGCUCAGAGCCAUAUAGCUUCGCAAGGUUGCAACUUUUCUCUGAGAAAGCCCUUCUGUCUUGAAUGUGCUGAACAAUGGGCAGAAAUUUAAGUUAUGACUCUUCCUAGCAUCAAGAGUACAGUGCCUAUUGAAUUUCUACCUGUCAUUCAGUUGUUAAACUCCACUAGAAGUUGCUCUAUUUAGCUACAGCCUUCAAAUGCAAUACACAGGACCAGAACAGCAUUAGAAACUGACAUAAGAUCCAAAUUAAAUAUUUCUAGCAAGUGUACUUAGGAAUAAGCCUUUCAUGAUUUCCAUGAAUGGAAGGCUUGUCACUAAAAUCACUUAGUAGGAAUAAUUUGUACUGAACUCAGUGAGACUUACUGCUAAGUAAACAUGUUUAGGAUGUUUAGCAUUGUGCUGUAAGUGUGUUUAGGAUUAGGACUGCAAUAUCAAUUCCCUUUACAGGCUAAAGUUACUAGAGUAAUUAUUAAAAUUGGAAUCAUCUGAAGCUUAUUGGAGUUUGUCAUGUGAGAUUAAAUGCAGCUAUUUAUGAGAAGGAAACAUGAACUUGGAGGCAAAAGGAGAACAAAGUCAAGAAAACCUACUUAAUCCUUUCUCUUGGAAGAAACUGUGUUGCCUAACCUUCUUUUGAAAUAAUUAUGCCAUCCCCUCUUCCACAUAGUCGUCUUCUCCAUCUGGAAUUUUCUCCAUCUGUGGAAACACGACCCUGUAGUAGUCCCUUGGUGUUUCCUGCCAAACGUGAAAAGUUGGGGGAAGAUCCGUUGCCUAGGGCUCGUCGGCUACCCUCUCGUGUAGCUUGGUGUUCUAUAGACUGGGAUCAGUUGUGCCUGCUGCACCCCCUAGGCUCUGGUGGCUUUGGUUCUGUCUACAAGGCUACGUACCAUGGAGCUACAGUGGCUGUAAAGCAGGUAAACAAAUGCAGUAAGAACCGUUUGGCAUCACGGCAGAGCUUCUGGGCAGAACUAAAUGCAGCACGCCUUGAUCACAAAAAUGUGGUGCGUAUAGUAGCUGCUAGCACAUGUGCCCCUGGCAAUCAGGAUAGUUUGGGCACCAUAAUAAUGGAGUAUGUAGGAAAUAGGACUCUGGACCAUGUUAUCUAUGGGACUGGCUGUAUAACAGCUAAAAAGAAAGAUGAUCAGCUGAGUAUAGCUCAGUGUCUGGGCUACUCCUGUGACAUUAUGGCAGGCUUAGUGUUUCUCCAUUCACAUUUGAUUGUGCAUCUGGAUUUGAAACCUGCCAACAUAUUCAUCACUGAACACAAUGUUUGCAAGAUUGGAGACUUUGGAUGUUCCCAAAAGCUACAGAAUGCUGCAUCUGACCCACAACUUUGUCAACAAGGGGGAACAUACACCCACCGUGCUCCUGAACUCCUUAAAGGUGAGCGAGUCAACCCCAAGGCAGACAUCUACUCCUUUGCCAUCACCCUCUGGCAAAUGGUUACACAGCAAGAGCCUUAUUCGGGUGAGCGCCAGUAUGUACUCUACUCUGUUGUAGCUUAUAACCUGCGCCCUUCUCUGACUGCAGCUGUGUUUAGAGAAUCAACCACUGGCCAAAGGCUUGAAAAUAUAAUUGGAAGCUGUUGGAGAGCUGAUGUAGCAGAGCGUCCUAGUGCAGAACGUCUCCUUCACAAUCUUCAGUCCCUGUCUCUAAUAGUAUAAAAGACCUUGUCUUGUCCCUCUUCAUUUUUAUUGUUGAUCAUCUCUUGCUAAGUUUGUGUAUCUUAUUGCUCUGAUUCUUCUCUGCAUGCAAAAGAAGUUUAAAAAUAUAUAUGUUGCGGUGGUCAAUUUUCUAUAAAUAAAGUUCAUUACAGGAAA
Molecule: messenger RNA, 2158 nt
Organism: Podarcis muralis (Common wall lizard)
Lineage: Eukaryota; Metazoa; Chordata; Lepidosauria; Squamata; Lacertidae
Gene: MOS
Product: MOS proto-oncogene, serine/threonine kinase
Biological process (GO): protein phosphorylation
Molecular function (GO): protein serine/threonine kinase activity; ATP binding
Source: RefSeq, a predicted model, not a curated record